Molecule: messenger RNA, 2668 nt
Organism: Eublepharis macularius
Lineage: Eukaryota; Metazoa; Chordata; Lepidosauria; Squamata; Eublepharidae
Gene: FOXF1
Product: forkhead box F1
Exons: 2
Coding region: 1-1221 (406 amino acids)
Biological process (GO): regulation of transcription by RNA polymerase II; animal organ morphogenesis
Cellular component (GO): nucleus
Molecular function (GO): DNA-binding transcription factor activity, RNA polymerase II-specific; RNA polymerase II cis-regulatory region sequence-specific DNA binding
Source: RefSeq, a predicted model, not a curated record
AUGACCGCGGGGCCGCCUUCCUCUCGCCCGCCGCCGCCGCCGCCUCGCCCGCCUCCUUUCCCCGGGGCCGGGGCUCCUCCGAUGUCGGACAAGGCGCAGCAGCAGCCGCCGCCGGCGCUGGGCGGCGCGCCCAUGGAGUCCGCCUCGUCCACCACCUCGUCCACCCCCAGCAGCAGCGGCGGCGGCGGCGGCGGCGGGGGCGCCAAGGGCAAGAAGAGCAACGCGGGCAUCCGCCGGCCGGAGAAGCCGCCCUACUCGUACAUCGCGCUGAUCGUCAUGGCCAUCCAGAGCUCGCCGUCGAAGCGGCUGACGCUGAGCGAGAUCUACCAGUUCCUGCAGAGCCGCUUCCCCUUCUUCCGCGGCUCCUACCAGGGCUGGAAGAACUCGGUGCGCCACAACCUCUCGCUCAACGAGUGCUUCAUCAAGCUGCCCAAGGGCCUGGGCCGCCCGGGCAAGGGCCACUACUGGACCAUCGACCCGGCCAGCGAGUUCAUGUUCGAGGAGGGCUCCUUCCGACGGCGGCCCCGCGGCUUCAGGCGGAAAUGCCAGGCGCUCAAGCCCAUGUACAUGAUGAACGGGCUCAACUUCAACCACCUCCCCGACGGCUACGGCUUCCAGGGCCCGGCCUGCCCGCCCAACAGCCUGCCGCUCGACGGCGCGCCCCUGGGCAUGAUGAACAUGGACGGCAUGGGCCUGGGCCCGGCCCACUCGGUGGCCCACUUGCCCGCCAACGGCGCCCACCACUCCUACAUGGGCGGCUGCGGCGGGGCGGGCGCCGGGGGCUCGGCCGGGGGGGACUACGGCCACCACGACGGCUCCGUGCCCGCCUCGCCGCUGCUGCCCGGCGGAGGGGUGAUGGAGGCCCACUCGGUCUACUCCGGCACGGCCCCCUCGGCCUGGGCGCCCUCGCCCGGCCUCAACAGCGGCGCCUCCUACAUCAAGCAGCAGCCCCUGUCGCCCUGCAACCCGGCCGGCAACCCGCCGCUGCCCUCGGGCCUGGCCACCCACUCGCUGGAGCAGCCCUACCUGCACCAGAACAGCCACAACCCGGCCGAACUGCAAGGGAUCCGCUAUCAUUCCCAGUCUCCGAGCAUGUGCGACAGAAAAGAAUUUGUCUUCUCCAUCAACGCUAUGGCAUCAUCUUCAAUGCAUUCGGGAGGUGGCGGCUCUUAUUAUCACCAGCAAGUCACGUACCAAGACAUCAAACCUUGUGUGAUGUGACAGUAAGCCCAGCUUUCUUGGGGACAGUCAACACACAUACACACGAAAAACUUUGUGGGACUAUUUGUGGGACUUUUUUACCAUAACAGCUCUUCCUUGGGAAACGGAGGACUUCCCCAAAUGCUAGAUUCAGUGUUGCUCUUGAGGUAUAUAAAUAUUCAAGCAAGGAAUAUGCCUUUGAAAGACUUUGAAGAGGAGCAGGAGUGCAUUCCUGGUGCGUUUUCUAGGGGAAAGCGUAAUCCCCAAACUCCAGAUAUCCCUCUUCCCUUUGGGCUAUUGUACAUCCAGAAUUCUGAUUGGAGGACUUUUCCAAAAACCACUUUUUUUCCCCUUUGCCUCCAGGAAUUAGAUGAACUCCAGGUUUUAGGUACAUCCUUUACCACCAAAUCCCAACAUGUAAUUUUCCAUUGUAAAUUCUCUCCAUUUUCUUUCUCUCUUUCUUUUUAAAGAAAGACUUCUAGAAUUCUAGGGCAAAAGGAUGUGUAAUCUGAGGAAGAACCAAACACUUCCAUUGACCCUAAAAGUGAAGGCUUGGUUUCUUUGGAUACCCAGUUUGCCAUCUUUGGGCACAUCAUUCCACAAACAGAGCUGGCCUCCUUUUCUUCUCAUUUUUGGGUCUGUGAGUGAGUAAAAUACACCUAGUCUAUUUAUACUUUACUCAAGGUUCAGGUCAAUGGAGCUAUCACUAGAGAACUCAAAUGGUGCAAACAUACCUUUCCCCCCUAAUUUGAAAUUAUUCGUCCAGUUUUUCCAAGGACGUCCAGAGUGGGUUGGUGGGAAUUGGAAAAACACAAUGACACACAUGAGAAUACAACCGAGUCGAUGAGGUUGUGCCCUCAGGGCCCCCAUAGCGUGACCUUGCAAGAGUCUCUCCCUUGACCAUGUCUGACCAUGCCUCUGUCAUAUUUUUAAGUAUCAACUACAACAUUACCAACAUAAAAAAAUAAAAAAGCACUUUGAGAAAUAAAGGGUUAAAAAAGGAAAAAAAGAUUAACAAGGCUCAAGCUUUUAUUUAUUCAACAUUUUAAUAAAACACAACAGUAGCCUUGAUCAAUCAGUAUUAAAACGGUUAUCUUGUCGGCAAUAUUUGCCAUUGAGACUUUGUGAGUGCAUGCGUGUCUUGAGUGUGUGCGUGUGUGUGGGAGUGCGUGUGUGCAAAAUAGCCAUUGUGAAUGUGGAGCAGCGGUGUGCCAAGACAACUUUUCUCUAUGUUUUAUAUAUAAUUAUAUAUAAAUAUAUAAAUAUAAAUGAAGGACUCUCGUCUUCUAUAUAUUUUUUUUGUUUGCCUAACUGUACAGUUCAGUGACACACCUAUUUUAAAUUACAUUCUGCACUGUAUUAAAGUGUAAUUACGGUGGAAGGGCUUAGACCUCCCCCCAUUUCUUUAUGUGUGUGUUUGUCCUUUAAAAAAAAUUAGAAUGCAAAUAAACGAUGUAUGGUGUUCGUA